AUGGCGCCCGAGCGGGGCUGGACCGGCGCCUGCGUGGAGCCCUUUCCGGCCAUGUUCGAAGGCCGCACAUGCCAACUCUUCCCCAACGCAAUGUCUGACACCGAUGGCAAGAAGGUGGACUUCGGGGGUUUGGGCCAGCUCCGGCAGAUCCGCGGGACCUCCAGCGACGGGGUGGAGACCAUCUCCUUCCCGGGGCUGCUGAACCGCACGCGGAGCCCGGGCUUCAUCGCGCUGGUCUCGCUGGACGUGGAGGGCUUCGAGCUGCAGGCGCUGCGCCGCUUCCCCUGGGAGUCCUUCGAGGUGGGCGCCUGGAUCAUCGAGACCUGGGGCGCCCCGCAGAGCAACCACUCGGAUUUCCGCGCCAAGGGGUUGGAGCUGAUCGCGCUGCUGGAGGCCCACGGCUACAGGCGCCGGCCCGUGCAGAACAACGGAGUGGAUGAGUACUUCAUCCGAGACAGGUGGUGGCACCCAAGUCUGGCGGAGCACAAGCUGCGGCAGCAUCCCAAAGGGUCCCAUGGCUGUUGA
Effrenium voratum is the source of this 525-nucleotide messenger RNA. Lineage: Eukaryota; Dinophyceae; Suessiales; Symbiodiniaceae. The record is from the annotation of a GenBank genome assembly.